Molecule: messenger RNA, 5844 nt
Organism: Oxyura jamaicensis (ruddy duck)
Lineage: Eukaryota; Metazoa; Chordata; Aves; Anseriformes; Anatidae
Gene: EBF2
Product: EBF transcription factor 2
Exons: 17
Coding region: 546-2273 (575 amino acids)
Biological process (GO): regulation of transcription by RNA polymerase II
Molecular function (GO): RNA polymerase II cis-regulatory region sequence-specific DNA binding; DNA-binding transcription factor activity, RNA polymerase II-specific
Source: RefSeq, a predicted model, not a curated record
GCCUGCAUUGUGCAGGACUUAAUUUUAAGCUGUUUGUAACAGGAACGUUUAUUUUCUGGUGCAGUUGUGGAGGGAAACUUUCAGUGAGAUUAUUGAAUAAAGACGGAGUUAUCAGUGGCAGAGGGAAAAGGAUAACUUUCACCUGCAAUUUGUUCCCUUGAGACACCUGAAGGAUGCAGGAUUCUCCCGAGUGAGUAGGAACGCGAACGAAACGCUGCCUUUCCAGGGUCUUCUCCAGGCGCAGGUGAUCCUCGUUACCCGCGAGCGGUUGCUGGAUGCAGUUUCCUCGCCCGCGUUUGAAUGAUGAUGAUCCCAGGCAAGAGUGAAUCAGCGUAACUUUUGCUCGGCGAGAGGACAAACUUUUUACCCCUCAUUGAAGGCAUUAAAACACACGUAGCACCUAAAAGCAGAAGAAGUUGGUUUUAACGCUGAAGUUCUCCACUUCCCUGGGAUUUGUGUGUGUCACUUGCAGAGGCUGCGUGUUUUUCUUCUCCUCCCGCAUCCCCCCCCAAGGAAACUGUUGCCAGUUGGAAUAGACUUUUUAAAUGUUUGGGAUUCAAGAUACUUUAGGAAGAGGACCAAUUCUGAAAGAUAAAUCUUUAGGUUCUGAAAUGGAUUCCGUCAGGUCCUGGGUCAGAAACGUUGGGGUUGUGGAUGCAAACGUAGCAGCACAAAGCGGAGUGGCUUUGUCCAGAGCUCACUUUGAAAAGCAGCCACCCUCCAACUUGAGGAAAUCCAAUUUCUUCCACUUUGUUCUGGCUCUCUACGACAGACAAGGGCAGCCUGUGGAAAUAGAGAGGACUGCUUUUGUGGACUUUGUAGAAAACGAUAAAGAGCAAGGCAAUGAAAAGACAAACAACGGCACACAUUACAAACUCCAACUCCUUUAUAGCAACGGUGUCAGGACUGAACAGGAUCUGUAUGUUAGACUCAUUGAUUCAGUCACUAAGCAGCCCAUAACUUAUGAAGGACAGAACAAGAAUCCUGAAAUGUGCAGAGUUCUGCUCACUCAUGAAGUCAUGUGCAGUCGGUGCUGUGAGAAGAAAAGUUGUGGCAACAGAAACGAGACUCCUUCUGACCCCGUGAUCAUUGACAGAUUCUUCUUAAAAUUUUUUCUCAAGUGCAAUCAGAAUUGUUUGAAAACAGCAGGAAACCCAAGAGAUAUGAGGCGGUUCCAGGUUGUGCUAUCAACAACAGUGAACGUGGACGGGCACGUACUGGCAGUGUCUGACAACAUGUUUGUUCACAACAACUCCAAGCACGGACGGAGAGCAAGGAGACUUGACCCCUCUGAAGCCACACCGUGCAUCAAAGCAAUCAGCCCGAGUGAAGGCUGGACAACAGGAGGAGCAAUGGUGAUCAUUAUUGGAGACAACUUCUUCGAUGGACUGCAAGUAGUAUUUGGAACCAUGCUCGUCUGGAGUGAGCUUAUCACACCUCAUGCCAUUCGAGUUCAGACACCUCCACGUCACAUUCCCGGAGUGGUUGAAGUGACAUUAUCAUACAAAUCCAAACAGUUUUGCAAAGGCGCCCCAGGCAGGUUUAUUUACACAGCUUUAAAUGAACCUACCAUCGAUUAUGGUUUCCAAAGACUGCAGAAGGUCAUCCCAAGACAUCCAGGCGACCCUGAAAGACUAGCUAAGGAAAUGCUAUUGAAACGAGCUGCUGACCUAGUUGAAGCACUGUAUGGCACACCACAUAACAACCAGGACAUCAUUCUGAAACGAGCUGCAGACAUCGCAGAAGCUCUCUAUAGCGUACCAAGGAAUCCCGCACAGAUCCCUGCCCUGUCCAGCUCCCCGGCUCACAGCAGUAUGAUGGGAAUUAACUCCUAUGGCAGCCAGCUAGGCGUCAGCAUUUCAGAAUCAGCGCAGGGGAACAACCAAGGUUACAUUCGUAAUACAAGCAGCAUCUCACCCCGUGGUUACUCAUCCAGUUCCACGCCUCAACAGUCCAACUACAGCACUUCCAGCAAUAGCAUGAACGGCUACAGCAACGUCCCCAUGUCCAACCUGGGCGUUCCGGGCUCACCUGGGUUCAUCAACGGCUCUCCAACAGGAUCCCCUUACGGAAUAAUGUCUUCAAGUCCAACAGUUGGCUCCUCCAGCACUUCUUCCAUCCUUCCAUUCUCCUCUUCCGUCUUUCCUGCUGUCAAACAGAAGAGUGCCUUUGCUCCUGUCAUCAGACCCCAAGGGUCUCCUUCUCCUGCCUGCUCCAGUGGCAAUGGAAAUGGGUUUAGAGCCAUGACUGGUCUUGUCGUUCCCCCGAUGUAAGGAAGAGGCAGCUUUGCUCCUCUCCCUCUUCCCUUUUUUCCUCUUUUUUUUCAUUUUUCUUUUACAGCACAAAACUACUUAUUGUGAUGGACCACUAAAAAGAAAAAACAUAGCACUACAAGCUCUUUUUUGGGGGAAAGCCAGGCCCAUGAAAAAAAAAAAAAAAGGAACAUUUUUUAUGGAUUGGACAAGAUAGAAGGCAUCUUUUACCUGUUUCAUAUUUCUGACACAACCACAUCAACUCCUAAAACAUUGUGAACGAAGAAUCAGCCAAGAGCCAGGAUGACCAACAGUUGGCAGAACGGAAUCAGAAAUGCAAAGUCUUUCUUGAAAGACACGAAACCUUCCUAAGAUUUGUAAAAUAUUAAAAGGAAAAAGAAAUUGGCAAAAUGAUUCAAGCUCGAUAUUUUGGAUACAAUUUGUUUUACUUUGUAGGGGUAAAAAGUUGAAGUUUCUAUUUUCUAUGGAGCCUUUCAGAUAUCGAUUUAGUUUAUGCAGAAAAAAUUCAACAAAACAGGGUACCAGCAUGAAAGAAUUUCUAGGACAAACUGACACGAAUGAUGGAACUUUGGUGUAUGUGUGUAUUUGCUUAUAGUUUAACCUCUUUAAAAAUGUAAGAUGUUUUACAAUUAUUUAAAUAAAUAAACUUGUAACUUAUUGUAUGUAGAGGUAGAAAUUAAACCUUUUUUGAAUUUUUUCCUCCAGUUGUACAAUGAAGAAAAAUGAUGCAAAAAUGUAGUGACAAGUUCAAUAUAUAUUAUUACUGCUGCAGUUGCUCCUCACUUCUUCCCUCUUAGUGAAUUCAUGUGCAAGGAUUUGUAGGAUCCUUUCUGAUUAACAAACUCAUCAGAAACUUUUAUACGCGUUGUGGUAUACAGGACACUAAUCCAUGUAUAAACUCUCGUCCUCCUCAUCCUUCCCCUCUUCCAUUUUUUCUUUCCAUUAAGAUAUUCAGGUACUAGGAUUGUCUGGUGAGUUUCAAAGACCCUACUGGCAAACGAGCGGCACUUGGGGAUUUGGAUGACUCAGAUUUUUCAUGCGGUAGUGAGUUUAUUUUAUACGUUCAGUGUAUGAAUUGGGAGGGAAAGGGCUCUCCGACGUCGUUUUUCCAUGUAGCUAGAACACCUUACGUUCAGUUAUGCUUCAUAGUAAGGGUGCAUUUAUAAAGGGUAAAUAUGUAUUUGAACAAUUUAUGCACUUUUAUCCUGAGUCAAUAAAAAUGGUAAGUAUUUUCCAUUUGUAUACUAAAGUUUAUAGAAGUCAUUGUUUUGAAUUUUUCUGCAUUUUAGUGUAAGAAAAAAUGAGUUCUCCUUUGCUUCUCCUCUUCUGAAACUGGAAGGUGAGAAGGCAACAAAACCAAUCACUUGUUAUCUGACCAAACAAGAGAACUUGGUAUUGAUCAAAGAGCUCAAUUUUGUUGGAAAGCCAUUUUUUGAGAAAAAAAAAAAAAAGUCAGCUAUGCUACUCCCCACUACAAAAUGUAAUAUUACUAUCUGCACAAACAGUUGUUCCUGUGAUGACAUCUUUCUGUUGAUAAACCCUUAGUGGACGGCCCCUGAAACCGCCUUUGUCCAUUUGCCCAGCACUUUUACUGAUGUGUAAGUAAAACGGGAUUGUUGGUGACCCAAGAUAUGGCGGGUGAUGGGCAGUUCAGUACUGCACUCGCGAUGGACAACACCUGUGACAACCUACACAGUUUAGGGAAUUUGGAGCGCAUUUGGAGCUCGUUUGGCUUAGUAUCAGACUAGGAAGUCUGUACCUAGAUCCAGGGGUCCAAUCCUGCAACAAUUAGGGACUAGGGCUUGGUGUUGUGUGUGGUAUGAUUUUGUUACGGACCCUCCCCGCGUGGACAGGCUUCUGGCCUAGGACUGCGUUCUGCAAAUGUGUAAAAAUCAUUCCUGUGAAUGCCCAGUGCAGGAAAGCUGACUCCCUGGGACCACACUUCUGAGUCAAACUGUGUGAGAGCAGGUCCUCCUUGGAGCUCGAUUUUCCUGCUGUGGCAUGUUCAGCUUAUGAGAAAUGUACUCGGUAUACACGAAUAUUGACAGGCUGCUUCUUAACCUGAAUGCAGCGCAGGAAAGAAGCCAGUGGCGUGCAGAGCCGAUGACACUGGCCUACUCCUGCCAUGCCUAGAGGCGAUGCACUUGUUGGAAGCAGCUCUGUACUGCUCCUGGCUGUGCCGUGACGCUUCACUAGGGGAUUCCUUGGGUGCUUUUUCAAUGCUAUUGAAUUCAUUUUUUUUUUAAAUGUGAAGGGGGGAGGGGGGUGUUACUGCCUUCUAAAACUCAAGGCUCAGUUUAUCUGCAAAAGUGGCAAUUAAAAGCCACUUUCAAAAGAGAUUAGGUGAGAACAACUUGUUUUUAAGAAGCAUGAAUAUAAUUAGUCGGAGUCUUGCAGUCAGGUUAGUACAAGUGUCUCAUUCCAGAAAUAAAUUCCAUGGAAUAAAAUAACUCACCAGUGUUAUGGACAUUCCCUGACACUGCAGGCUCUCUGCAUGCCCUUGAUGCCGUCAGGGAAGCAGCCGUCACUGGCGGUCAGCAAACAAGCAGCAUUAAAGCCAAGUGCUCCCUGGAACAUGAAAGAAUUGCAUGUGUUAAGAUGUCCGGCGUUGUGCCGGAGUACUGCCCUACAUUCACCUUUGAUAGCGCAGUAGGGCGUGCUAGCUAACCUGACAACUGCUAUUCAGAACGAGAAAAAGGAAUUGCAGACAUCCACGGUACCAAUACCCCAGCACAGCAAGCACGGGAGGUCAAAAUUCAUGGUUGGAUUUUGGCAACCGUACAGGAAAACAAAACAAAAACCAAAGCCAACAGCUUGAGGAUUAUUAAGGGUUGGGGUUAAGACUGACAGAAAUGGCAGUGAACGUUCCAUUGAGUCCCAUAUUCCCCAAAAGUCUCUUCAUCAGAUUAAUUUCUAAUAUAUCAUCUCCCUCCCCGCAUGUUCAUAAAAAACUCAAAAAGCUCCAAAGAAUAAAGGUUUGGGAUUGCUUUCCCCUGCCCCUCUCUGUACAGGCGGUGUUCUCAUUUUAUCUUUGCUGCUUAUGCCCAAAACGCCAAGCCCAGCAAACAUCGCAGGUAGGAAUUUCCAGACCCCAGGCAGAAGAGCGGCAGCUCGCUGUGACUCCUCCCGUUUUUAACAAAUGAGUUUUUCACUACAGAAUUUGGUCAGAAAGAUUCCCAAUGAAAAUCUGAGACGUUUCAAGGAAAGCGAGCUAUUUUGAUAAUUCCCCACCCUUCUUUUUUUUAUAUAUUGCUUAGUCAGUGUAGGGACCUAAAAAGAGAUUGAAAUCUCAGGAAGAUUCAGGGAAAAAAAAUAAAAAGGUUGGCUAAGAAAAAUAGAAGGGUCUGAAAUUCUCAACGUUCCUUUCACAUUUCAGUUACUAUUUUAUUGGCUCCGUCCAGCUGCACGUGUGGGAGAGCUGAGAGUCCAAAUGAAAAAAAGAAAAGAAAAAGAAAACCUCCCUAGAAAGUUACUUCAGGUACUUACAGGAAGAGAAACAAACGGAGCUGCCUAAGUGGGUGUAGACAAGGGAAAAUGACUCGUUUGGGUUUGAUUUGAGCCAAACAAAUGG